This is a messenger RNA of Cyanistes caeruleus (blue tit), 6267 nucleotides long. RefSeq names its product regulatory associated protein of MTOR complex 1 (gene RPTOR). Gene Ontology annotation, molecular function: protein binding; protein-macromolecule adaptor activity. Gene Ontology annotation, biological process: cellular response to starvation; regulation of autophagy; TORC1 signaling. Gene Ontology annotation, cellular component: cytoplasm; TORC1 complex. Lineage: Eukaryota; Metazoa; Chordata; Aves; Passeriformes; Paridae. The record is from RefSeq and is a predicted model, not a curated record.
ACCGAGCCCAGCCGGGGCCACUGCCUGCGCCAGGUGAAGGCGCUGCGUGCCCCGGGUCCGUCCUUACCCGCGCACCGGGGAGCGCCGCCCCGCGCUGCCCUUGGCCCGUCCUCCCCCUCCGGCCGGAGGGACCCCGGGCCCGCUGGGGGCCGGGCUGGACAUCGCUGCCCAGCUGCUGCCCCGCGCUUCCCCGCACAUGGAGGCUGAGAUGCUGCAGUCGCCUCUCCUGGGGCUUGGGGAGGAGGAUGAGUCCGACCUGACGGACUGGAACUUGCCCCUGGCCUUUAUGAAGAAAAGGCACUGCGAGAAGAUCGAAGGCUCCAAGUCUUUGGCUCAGAGCUGGAGGAUGAAGGACCGGAUGAAGACUGUAAGUGUUGCCUUAGUUUUGUGCCUCAACGUCGGCGUGGACCCCCCAGACGUGGUGAAAACGACUCCCUGUGCCCGCCUGGAGUGCUGGAUUGAUCCUCUGUCCAUGGGGCCUCAGAAAGCUCUGGAGACCAUCGGGGCCAACCUGCAGAAGCAGUAUGAGAACUGGCAGCCCAGGGCCAGGUACAAGCAGAGCCUGGACCCCACGGUGGACGAGGUGAAGAAGCUGUGCACGUCCCUGCGCCGCAACGCCAAGGAGGAGCGCGUGCUGUUCCACUACAACGGGCACGGCGUGCCCCGGCCCACGGUCAACGGCGAGAUCUGGGUCUUCAACAAGAACUACACCCAGUACAUCCCCCUGUCCAUCUACGACCUGCAGACCUGGAUGGGGAGCCCUUCCAUCUUCGUCUACGACUGCUCCAACGCCGGCCUGAUUGUCAAGUCCUUCAAGCAAUUUGCACUACAGAGAGAGCAGGAGCUGGAGGUGGCUGCCAUCAACCCCAACCACCCCCUUGCCCAGAUGCCUCUGCCCCCUUCCAUGAAGAACUGCAUCCAGCUGGCAGCGUGCGAGGCCAACGAGCUGCUGCCCAUGAUCCCAGACCUGCCUGCCGACCUGUUCACCUCCUGCCUCACCACCCCCAUCAAGAUCGCGCUGCGCUGGUUCUGCAUGCAGAAGAGUGUCAGGCUGGUGCCAGGAGUCACGCUGGAUUUAAUAGAGAAGAUUCCUGGGAGGCUGAACGACAGGAGAACUCCCCUGGGAGAGCUGAACUGGAUCUUCACAGCCAUCACAGACACCAUUGCCUGGAACGUCCUGCCCAGAGAUCUUUUCCAGAAGCUUUUCCGCCAGGACCUGCUGGUGGCCAGUUUGUUCCGAAACUUCCUGCUGGCAGAGAGGAUCAUGAGGUCCUACAACUGCACCCCUGUGAGCAGCCCCCGGCUGCCCCCCACCUACAUGCACGCCAUGUGGCAAGCCUGGGACCUUGCUGUUGAUAUUUGCCUUUCCCAGCUGCCCACCAUUAUCGAGGAAGGAACUGCCUUCAGGCACAGCCCCUUCUUCGCCGAGCAGCUCACGGCCUUCCAGGUGUGGCUGACCAUGGGCGUGGAGAACCGCAACCCCCCGGAGCAGCUGCCCAUCGUCCUGCAGGUGCUGCUGAGCCAGGUGCACCGGCUGCGAGCUCUGGAUCUGCUGGGGAGGUUCCUGGACCUGGGGCCCUGGGCUGUCAGCCUGGCCCUCUCUGUUGGCAUUUUCCCCUAUGUGCUGAAGCUCCUCCAGAGCUCAGCCCGUGAGCUGAGACCUCUCCUUGUGUUCAUCUGGGCCAAGAUCCUGGCAGUGGACAGUUCGUGCCAGGCUGACCUGGUGAAGGACAAUGGACACAAGUAUUUCCUCUCAGUCCUGGCAGAUCCUUACAUGCCAGCUGAGCACAGGACCAUGACAGCCUUCAUCCUGGCUGUGAUUGUCAACAACUACAACACUGGCCAGGAAGCCUGCCUGCAAGGGAAUCUGAUAGCGAUCUGCCUGGAGCAGCUGAACGAUCCCCACCCGCUCCUCAGGCAGUGGGUGGCCAUUUGUCUGGGGAGGAUCUGGCAGAACUUCGACUCAGCCAGGUGGUGUGGAGUGAGAGACAGCGCCCAUGAGAAGCUCUACAGCCUCCUCUCAGAUCCAAUCCCAGAGGUUCGCUGUGCCGCUGUCUUUGCUCUGGGCACCUUUGUGGGCAACUCAGCGGAGCGCACGGACCACUCGACCACCAUCGACCACAACGUGGCCAUGAUGCUGGCCCAGCUCAUCAACGACGGCAGCCCCAUGGUCCGCAAGGAGCUGGUGGUGGCCCUGAGUCACCUGGUGGUUCAGUACGAGAGCAAUUUCUGCACCGUGGCCUUGCAGUUCAUAGAGGAGGAGAAGAAUUAUCCUCUCCCUUCUCCUGCUGCUCCAGAGGGCGGGAGCCUGACCCCGGUGCGGGACGGGCCCUGCACGCCGCGCCUGCGCUCCGUCAGCUCCUACGGCAACAUCCGCGCCGUCACCACCGCCAGGAACCUCAACAAGUCCCUGCAGAACCUCAGCCUCAACGAGGAGUCUGGGAGCUCGGUGGCGUUCUCCCCUGGGAACCUGAGCACGAGCAGCAGUGCCAGCAGCACGCUGGGCAGCCCCGAGAACGAGGAGUACAUCCUGUCCUUCGAGACCAUCGACAAGAUGAGACGAGUCAGCUCCUACUCCUCCCUCAACUCCCUCAUAGGUGUGAGUUUCAACAGUGUUUAUACCCAGAUUUGGAGGGUGCUCCUUCACCUGGCUGCUGACCCCUACCCCGACGUGUCCGACCUGGCCAUGAAGGUUCUCAACAGCAUUGCCUACAAGAUAAUGCAAGUGGGACUGGCCUGCAGACUGAAGCCACAACGGCUCUCCAACCCAGGUGAACUAGUACAUGCCACGGUGAACGCUCGCCCCCAGCGCAUCCUGGACACCUCCUCGCUGACCCAGUCGGCCCCUGCCAGCCCCACCAACAAGGGGAUGCACAUCCACCAAGUGGGAGGGUCACCCCCAACCACGAGCACCAGCAGCUCCAGCCUGACCAACGAGGUGCCCAAGCAGCCGGUGAGCCGGGACCUGGCGUCCGUGCGCCCCAACGUCACCAACGUGGGUGUCCAGUACACCCCCCACUCCCACCAGUUCCCCAGGACAAGGAAAAUGUUUGACAAAGGCCCAGAACAGACAGCCGAUGAUGCUGACGAUGCCGUGGGACACAAGAGCUUCAUCUCGGCCGCGGUGCAGACGGGGUUCUGCGACUGGAGCGCCAAGUACUUCGCCCAGCCCGUCAUGAAGAUCCCCGAGGAGCACGACCUGGAGAGCCAGAUCCGCAAGGAGCGGGAGUGGCGCUUCCUGCGCAACGCCCGCGUCAGGAAACAGGCGCAGAAGAUCAUCCAGAAGGGCAUCUCCCGGCUGGACGAUCAGAUCUUCCUCAACAGGAACCCGGGCGUGCCCUCCGUGGUGAAAUUCCACCCCUUCACACCCUGCAUCGCCGUGGCUGACAAGGACAGCAUCUGCUUUUGGGACUGGGAGAAAGGGGAAAAGCUGGACUAUUUCCACAACGGGAACCCUCGGUACACGCGGAUCACGGCCAUGGAGUACCUGAACGGCCAGGACUGCUCCCUGCUGCUCACUGCCACAGAUGAUGGUGCCAUCAGAGUGUGGAAGAACUUUGCAGACCUGGAGAAGAACCCGGAGAUGGUGACAGCCUGGCAGGGGCUGUCAGACAUGCUGCCAACCACACGAGGUCUGGCCCGAAGGGUGUCCAUCUACCUGGACAGAAGCAAGCAGGGAGGAGCAGGGAUGGUGGUGGACUGGGAACAAGAAACCGGGCUCCUGAUGACAUCAGGAGACGUGAGGAUCAUCCGGAUCUGGGACACGGAUCGGGAAAUGAAAGUCCAGGACAUUCCCACGGGAGCUGACAGCUGUGUCACCAGCCUGUCCUGUGACUCCCACCGCUCCCUGAUCGUGGCGGGGCUGGGGGACGGCUCCAUCCGCGUGUUCGACAGGAGGAUGGCGCUCAGUGAAUGCCGAGUCAUGACCUACCGCGAGCACACGGCCUGGGUGGUGAAGGCCUACCUGCAGAAGCACCCCGAGGGGAACAUCAUGAGCGUCAGCGUCAAUGGUGACGUGAGGUUCUUCGACCCCCGCAUGCCCGAGUCCAUGAAGGUGCUGCAGAUCGUCAAGGGGCUCACGGCCCUCGACAUCCACCCCCAGGCCAACCUCUUUGCAUGUGGCUCCAUGAACCAGUUCACCGCCAUCUACAACGGCAACGGGGAGCUGAUCAACAACAUCAAAUACUACGAUGGCUUCAUGGGACAGAGAGUGGGAGCCAUCAGCUGCCUGGCCUUCCACCCUCACUGGCCCCACCUGGCCGUCGGCAGCAAUGACUUCUACAUCUCUGUCUACUCGGUGGAGAAGAGGAUCAGAUGACGGCGCGGCCGGAGCGGCUCCGGGGCCUCCCUGUACAUAGAGAAAUCAUCGACUUGAAUGUUUCGUGUUGGCUGCUGCUGCACCCCAUAACUUGAACAUUUGUUCUUCUGACUUAGCUACUGAUGGGUUUGACAAGGGGAAGAGACAAUCUCCUGGUUUGGUUUUGUUUUGUUUUCCAGCUAUAUCCUCUAAAAGCUACAGAAAAGGAACAUUUAUUUUUGUUUCCAGUGGUUGGCUUCUCUGUCAGGAACAUGGCUCCUGAGCUCGGAAAGACUUGGAUGAGGCAACGCCCUUGAGAAGGGUCUUGUUUUAGUCUUUGUUCCGUGUUUUACUGGAGUGUGGGUUCCUCAAGGACUGUCAGGACUCACCUACAGCUCCACGGGACCCUCCAGCUGCUGUGCCAAACGCAGUUCUGAUGUACCUGCCAGGGAGGCAGGGCAGCACAUCCUCUGCAUGAACCUCCUCCUCCUCCUCCUCCUCCCUGCAGCAAGGACAGGCGGGGAUCCUGCAGGAAGGGGCUCAGGGAGAUGGCGAGAGCGGGACAGUAAAGCUGCGUGUGAGGAAGAUGAGGGAAGGAAGGGAAUGAAGAUCUCCAUCCUCCCAACAAGCCUGGAGCGAGUCACCGGGGCCACCACGUUCCACCCGAGCCCUCGGUGCCGGUGGCGAGCCGGGGGCUCCUGAGCCGCUGUCCCUGUGCCACGGGGAGCUCCACAGCCACAGCUCCGUGUCCUGGGCUCCGUGUGCUCCCCACGGCUGCUCUGCACACAGCCAGGGGCAGGACUUGGCCCCUUGGGGCUGCACACCACGGCUGCCCCUCUGGAAACCAGCGUGGGAGCACCUGGGCACCGAGAAUCACCAAGGAGGAGGAGGAGGAGGAGGAGGGAGGCAGUCGCUGCUCAGCGCCCUCACCCCAGCUGUCCAGGCAAGGCCUGCUCCGUCUUCCACACCUUCCACGUCCAAAUAACGAAUGUUUUGUCCCUUGGGAUCCGUGCUGGGGCUGGGGCUGGGGGUGGGAAGGGAGAGCACAGCCAAAGGUUUCCUUGCAGAGGUGCAGAACUCGCCGUGGGGCCAGGAAUUCCCAGUGCUUCCCAGUCCCAGGGGAUCUGCAGGCUCCCAGCAGAUCCUGGAGGGAAUGGGGUGAGGGAAGGGCUCAGCACCCCUCUGGCCCUGUGCUGACACCUCUGUCCCAUGCCCAGCCCUGCUGCUGCUGGCCCUGGCACCGUGCCCGUGUGUCCUGGGGCACCAGGACCACACCAGGGACGGCUCCCGUGGCCACCCCGAGGUGCCACAGGCACAUGGGGACUCUGGCCGAGGAGAGGUCCCCAAGCCACGGUGGUGGAGCCGAGGUCGGGUGUCCCCAGCACCGUCCCUGUCAGGGAGGCCGAGGGCCACAUCCCAGGAUAAUGAAUCAAAGGCUUUAAACCUAAAAACUACCUAAAAAUCCACUUUUAAAUUACCCAAAGUUAAUUAUGGUCUUAACAGAGCUGUGCCUCUUCCCGACCCGCUCCCGGGCUGUGCGAGGGGCUGGAGCCAGAGUUUGGGAUCUCACGUAACCCGUUAACAUUCACAGCUUCAGAAACAACAGAUUUUUAACUCCUAUCAGUGUAUUUGUGAAAGGAACAGGACAUUCCUGGCCUGGUGGGAGCCGCUGCUCCUGCCCGGCUGCUCCUGCCCGGCUCCGCUGGAUUUAAGGAAUUUUAAGGAAUUGGGGCUGUUGGGUUUUUACCUGAGUGUGUGUGGGCUGUGCUUCCACAGGUCUGAUGCACAGAUGUAAUCAUGGGAUCACAGAGUUUAACCAAGGAUCUGAAGAGCGUCCUAUCUUAAAAGUUCACUUAUCUCUAUUUAUUUUACAAAAAUAAAGUUUAAAAAAAUAUAUAUAAAAACCCCCACACGAUUGUAAUGUGAGAGUAAAGCGAUUACAGACAAAUAAAUGGUUAAUAAAAAAUAAA